This is a messenger RNA of Trachymyrmex septentrionalis, 1371 nucleotides long. RefSeq names its product protein BCCIP homolog. Gene Ontology annotation, cellular component: nucleus. The record is from RefSeq and is a predicted model, not a curated record. NCBI's taxonomy places the organism in Eukaryota, Metazoa, Arthropoda, Insecta, Hymenoptera, Formicidae. Bases 39 to 947 code for a protein of 302 amino acids. The transcript is spliced from 3 exons.
AUUAAUUGAUUAAUGCACCCAAUGACGUGAAUGUCGUUAUGGCUGCUCCAGUAAAGAAGCGUGAAAUUCAGCAAAAGUUGCAUGACGAUGACGAGAACCACAUUUCGUCCAGCAGUGAGGACGAGGAAUAUGAGAUCGCAAAUAAGCAGGGGAUAGAGUUUCAAGUGGAUUUUGAGGGUCGCAAUCCACAAGAUCCAGACUAUCAUGGAAUUAAAACAUUACUGCAACAACUUUUCCUUAAAGCACACAUUGACUUGGGUGGAUUGACGGAUUUAAUAAUUUCUCAAAAUUAUGUAGGAUCAGUCGUUAAACAAUCUGAAGAAAUUGAUGAAUCUGAUGAUGAUGAGGAUAGUAAUGACAUCAAUGAUGUAUUUGGUAUUACAACUGUCAUUAAUGUUUCUGAUAAACAGAACAUUUUGUGUAUACAACAAUUGAGACAUCUAUUGAAACAGCUAGCAGAUGAACACGCAACUGAUGCAGUUAAUACUAUGAUAAAAAAUGUACUGGAGAAUGACGCAGCGCAAUUGGGUUUGCUCAUUAAUGAGAGAUUUGUUAACAUUCCCGCCAAGAUUUCAGUACCACUUCUUGAAAACCUAAUUUCCGAAUUGAAACGUGCCAAUAACAGAAAUAUGCCAUUUAAUUUUUCCUAUUACAUACUUAUAUGUAAAUUGUACAAGUCAGAAGAUAAAAGAGCCGGGAAAAAGGCGAAAAGUAAGAAUAGGAACAGUACUGAACCAUCAAUAUUGUGGAGUAAUUCAGAAGAGGAGAUCUUUGCGGAAGAAGCAAUUGUUAGUUUCGAAUUUUCUGUCGAAGAAGAAGCGGACAGUGGUUUAUCCGGAACGUGGACUGAAACAGACGACGAGAUGAUACCUUAUAGACGAGUACUACUUUUUGAAGCUUCAAAAUUGCAAUCAAUAUUUGAUAAAAUACAGAAUCAGUUUUCUUAAUUAAUUUCAUAAAUUGUGCUAACAUUUUCUUAAACGAACGAUAUGGCUGACAAGAGAAGUUCGAUAAGUGUAAAAUAAAAAAAAUCUCUCUUUACAUAAGUUUAGAAUAGAUAGAGCUAAUAACGAACAAUUUUUUUUUAUACUUAGAUUUAUAUAUUCGAGAGAUGUCGUGUGAAAGUGACAGACUCAUGAUUAACAAAUCGCGAGUUUAAACCCCACAUCCGUAUAUACGCAGAAGAAUUUUGUAAUCCGUACUGACUUAGCAGGAGUCGAAGAGGAACUCUUUAGAUCUCUUUGACAUAUAGGGACUGAUGAUUCUAUCCAUACUCUCCAAUACUAUUACUUGGUUCAUCUACUUUAAACUUAUAUAAAGUUUGUUUUUUAUUUUACAUUUAUCGAACUUAUGAGUUCCUUGCAAAAUUUC